UUUAAUUUUCAAUUAUUUCACCCUCGUUGUAAGCGGGCGAAUUUAUGUUGAUUUUCAAUAUCUAAUAUUAUGUGACUGGGCGAAGUCACGACAGAGUGAAACUGUUUGCAAGUGUAGAAGGACGGAAAUUACACGGGACCAAAAUAACCCUGUAUACAGUAUCUUGAUUAAAAUAAAGAUAUAAAAGCAGUUAUCUAAGAACACCCUUCCUAUUUAAAGAAAGUUUUAUAAAUAAAAGGUUUUUACAAGUUUAAUGGAAAAGGCAUCUAAAAAAAAUCCCCUAUUCCCUUCCGGAUAAGACAUUUUGCAUCUUUGCGGUUUUAACAAGUGCAUGUGAGUUUUACUUUUUUCCCUAUCUGCUUUGGGUUAUUGGGGUGGGGGUGUUUACAAUUGUUUAUAUAAUAAGUAUGACAAAUGCAAGCUAGUUAAAUUUGUAAAUAAUGCACGCUGUUGUAAAACUGCUAAAACAACGUUUUUGUAUUGCAAGUCGACAACUUCGAAAUAAAAAAAAAUCCCUUGAUAUACGUACAUCUUAAAUAUGAUGAAACAAAACUAUCAUGAAUUCAAGUAAUUAAAGAUCAAUUCAAUUAAAUGAGUACAAAUAAACAAUGCAUAUGAAUAUGCACGAAGAUCUUUGAUAGUACAUGUGCCCCAUACCUAUUUUAAAAGAAUUACAACCGAUGUUAAAUAUGAACGCAAUUGAUCACUUAAUCAUAGAAUUAAUAAGAUUAAUGAAUUUGAUUUCCAAAAAUUCAAGGUGUUCAUGUGAAAUUUUAUAAUAUUCGAUAACCUUGACAAACGCUUGUCAACAGAUCUAAAAUUGAUAUACACUCUGCACGCUUCUAAAACAUAUUUUAAGUAAUAUUUUAACAAACAAAAAUUGAUUGUAUCUAAAUGCGAGUUCAUAAACAUUCCAAGUACAUGUAGCUUUCAUGCGGUUUUGUAAAGAUACUAGGAGAAAAAUUGGAAUUGAGAAUACACACGUGUUGUAAAGUUUUCAAUAAUAUAGGUAAAGAACAAACAACCACACACAAGGACAAAUUACAAAUGUAAACGUUUUGAGUUGCUCCUAUUCAUAAUUUUGAAAUCAGUUUCGUUUCACAGGUUCAAAUCUGAUUAGAAACAUUAAAUUCUAGUUCAUGCUUACUGAGUAUUGAUUAAAAAAAAUCAAUAAUCUAUUCGUACUUAUAUACAUCUAUCUUGUUGGGGAAUACAUGUUUAAUUUAGAAAUAAAGCAUCUUUUUAAUUAUUGUGUUUAUAUCAUUUUUCGGGGUAUACCCAUUCUUCACACUUUAGGUAAAUUUCAUUACGAGUAGUAAGUAUAUUACAUACGUUUAAUAAGGUGAGCCCAUUAUUUAUCAAAUUGAUUUAAUCUUAAUUUAUUUAGAAAUAGAAACAGUUAUCGAACAAUAGGUAUUUUUUAAAGUUAUACGUACAUGUACAAAUAUUUAAAUAAAUGUGAAUGUUUUCUUUAAGAACACAUAAAACAAACCAAAAAAUAAAAUUCUUUGUAUAUGUUGCCUUAGAAACAAAACACACGCCAUUUUUGUGCACAGACUAAGAACUUACGCCUACCCAUUAGCAGGCGUAGAUUUAAACCCAAAUUUAGUCCCGACUAAGUUUCCGCCUUUUUGUGAAACGCAACUUAGUCUGGUUUUGAGGUUUAGUCCCUGAUUUAGUCCGGACUAAGCUUACGCCUGGACGUAGGCCUUUUUGAGAAACGGGCCCCAGGGGCUCGUUUCAUAAAGAGGUCUAAGUUUUGGCGUAACUUAGUCCGACUAAAUCAUUUACGCCCAAAAUUUACGCUGGCUUAAAAUGCAUUUCAUAAAGCUGCGUAAAUGAAGGCGUAAAUCUUGAGAUGUAGGUCACACUUAGUCCGCCAAUGUGAGCAUGCGCGAAGUGUGUGCGUGGUGGAACACAAUACUGAAUAAAAAAUAUUAUUAUAGUAACAGUUUAAGUGUAUUAUUCUUCUCGAUCUGCCCGUACACUAAAUGAAUAUUUUAACGAUUCAAUGCAGUCAUCAGUAUACUCUAACAAAUAUACAGCUGUAUAGCCAUGUAAUGUUCAGUAUAUACAUAUGUAUGUACAGAUGAAACAGAUGAAAUUGUUAUAAUUUCAUAUUUACACGAAUAUAGAUUUAAUUUAAAACUUUAAAUUGGUGUAAACUUGCACAAAUACACUUUUAUAAUAAUGAUAUACCAGUAUUUCUGAAAGCUGAAACACACGGGGGGGGGACAAUUCUAAAUAGUAUUUUAAGAAAAAAAUAUACAAAAUAAUUAAUAAAUUAGAACAUGUAGUUACAUUGCAUUUAAAAGAGAGAGAACAAUGAAUUGUUAAAUUCUUAAAAGAAGAAAGAGAGGGAGAGAGUGAGAAAGAAAAAAAGGAGAGAAAGAGAGAUGGUACAGAACACAAUUCGGAGAAAGUGAGAGAGAAAAAAUAAUUCAUAUGUUGGUAAUUAUGUAAAAGAGAGAGAAAAUAAUUAAUACAAUUCUUAGAGAGAGAGAGAGAGAGAGAGAGAGAGAGAGAGAGAGAGAGAUUGUUCACAUUAGCUACUACAACGUGAAUCAAAAUUUUGUAUGUUCUCGUGUAUUUUCCAAUUUGCCUCACAUUUACAUGUGAAUUACAUAUUUUGACGAUUCUCUUAAGUUAUAAGUUUCAAGAGAUGAAUUUCGGUCGUGUCAAAAAAUUGUCGUCUGCAUCUUUUCAUUACCGAUUAAACAUCAUGGCUGAAAGUCAGAAAAAGGCAUCGAAGAGAAAACCAAAUUGGUCUGAUGAAGAACUUCAGAUCAUGGCAUCCUGUGUUCGAGAAAAUCGCGAAAUUUUAUUUGGGAAAUUUUCUUCAAGUGUAACUUCGGAAAAGAGGAAAGCGGUCUGGAAUGACAUAACACGCCAGUAAGUUGGAAUAUUUACAGCAGACUAUUUCUUACGAACUAAAGUGCCUCAUCUUGAAGUACUGCAUGAAAAUGUUAAUAAAUUAUUUAGUAAUUAUUUAAAAAUACAACUAUAAAGACAUUUUAAGAUAAAAAUGAAAAUAAAAACGAGCAUUUUAUUAAAAUGAAUUCAAUUAAAAAACAUCAAUUUGUAAAGAAAUAUUAUAUGGGUGUUUCAAGAUUUAUCAAAUAAGCACAGUUUGAAGUGUGAUUUUUAAAGUUCAUCUACAAAAUCAGCGUAAAUACAUUUAAUGCCUAGAUCAAAGGUGUUAGGAGCCGGGUGCGCCUCCCCCUUCCACCUGUCACUGCAUAGUUUUUUAAAAUUUGAAUGCCAAAAUAAUGAUAGCACAUUGGAUCGAUCCUCCUCAAAGAAUGCUUUAAUCAUUUGAACUUCCUAAGAUAUAGAUAUACAUAUUAUGUAUGCAUAAGUAUUAAAUACACUUAAUAACAUUAUAUAAACAGUUUACUCGCCUCCCCCCCCCCUUAAACACACACGCGCGCACACACACACACACACACACACACACACACACACACUUUUCUCCUCAAAAAUAAGAGAAAAUAGCGAAAUGACUUCAUUGAAAUAUAUAUAUAUAUAUAUAUACCUUUUCUUUGUUUGUUUGAGUUACAUGUGCUUUGGUAGUGUUAGAUAGGGUAGGUGCAAAUUAAAACUUGGUAAAGCCCCCCCCCCCCCGGGGGGUGGGGGGGGUAGUAGUAAUUGAUCCACUUGCUCCACCCCCUCCUAUGUCGUGAAAUUUGCUUCUACUUAGGAAAAUAUUACAUGUAAUGAAAAACUAUGUUUUUAUUUUUCAAGAAUCAAUGCAGUCUCCAUAACCUGUGGUACGCGGGAGGCAGAAGAGGUGAAGAAGAGAUGGAAAGACGCAAAGAUGUCGGUGAAAAAAAAAGAAGCCACAAGAAAGAAUAUUGUGAAGAGGACUGGGGGCGGGCCUCCACCUGAUAUAGGUUUCAAACCCUGGGAGUUGGAUGUUCUUUCCCUGAUCCCAGAGGAAACCAUUUCGGGUAUCGAAGGGGCUGUUGAUACGGCGCAAAAACCGAGCCCUUCUGAGAAUGAAGCAGGAUGUUCCAGGUCCAGUCAAGCCACCGAAAGUUCGAUCGUUGAACAACCUUUUGUCAUCAAAGAAGUUGAAUUGCCAGAAUUUGAAACGGAGACAGCCCCAGAAGAGCCACCAGAAGAGGGAGAGAAAAUCAACAGUGACAGGAGAAUCUUGAAACCAUCGUCCCAAAAAAAGAAGAAGGCGCCAAAGGAUCAACUAAUGGGUGAACUUGUGGAAAUAAAACGACGUCGUGUUGAAAUCGAAGAGAGAAAAGCGCUGGCUUUUGAACGAAUUGCCUCAGCAUUAGAAAUGAAGAAAAAUAAUAAAAUUGAAACAAAUGAUGAAUGA
Magallana angulata is the source of this 4333-nucleotide messenger RNA. RefSeq lists its product as uncharacterized. The record is from RefSeq and is a predicted model, not a curated record. The transcript has 5 exons. The coding region runs from base 3818 to 4333 and encodes 171 amino acids. NCBI's taxonomy places the organism in Eukaryota, Metazoa, Mollusca, Bivalvia, Ostreida, Ostreidae.